GAGAGGGGGAAUAUUAUGGGAUGUCUGCCCCCUUUGUGUGUUUGUGAGGAUGUUAGCUAAGCGCUGCCUGCAAGGUAGGGGGAACUAGAAGUGGGGGACUCAGCCGCGUGUUUGGGGUCAUUACGAAAAGAAACAGAGAUAUCGCUCGGGAAUUAAUGAGUGAGCACUCUAGGACAACAUUUAGCGCUGAAGCAGCCUGAUUGGUUUUAUAUCGAGCUCCGAAAGAGGGAGCACACCAAGCACCGGGACUACACGCACACUACACACCAAACGUCCCCCCCCCCCAACUCACUCCCCCUCCACCCUCCCUUCCUGGACACCCCCGGUCCGUUCUCCAACCAGUCCCACGUCAUUUUCCCUCCUCCCUCGCUGACCGAGGGUUUACGUGGGAUUAAUUCGCCCUGCAACAAAAUAAAAAUUAAAAAAUAAAAUUAACCCACAGAGAGAGGGAAAAUGUCGUGUAGCGAAGAUGAAAGGGACGACUUUGGAGCAGCGGAGGAGCAUUCAAUUCUUCACGAUGAAGAAGAGCCGGAGGAUGUUGUGUCCGACCUGGACGAGGUACCCAAGUCGAAGAAGAAGAAGAAAGCCAAGAAGAGCAACCGAGAGAGCAGGAGCAGCAAGAGGCAAAGACCCAUCCGGGAGGAACUGCCGGUCAGCUCCCCAGAGCAUCUGAUGGGACUGGAGGCGGCAGAGAGGGAUGCUGAUGAGGGAGGGAUGCGGUCAGAGAGUGAAGGCAGUGAUUAUGCCCCUGGGAGAAAAAAGAAGAAACGCUCAAGCUCUGCAAAAGACAAAAAGAAAGGAGGCGGGACAGGAGAGAAGGGAGGUUCUAAGAGCAAACGUAAAGAUCCUGAACCCGAAGAUGACGAUGACGACGAUGAUGAUUGCCAGCCUAAAAGCUCCGGCCAGCUGCUGGAGGCCUGGGGAAUGAAAGACAUUGAUCAUGUCUUCACUCAGGAAGACUACAGCUCCCUAACUAACUACAAGGCCUUCAGCCAGUUUGUAAGGCCUUUAAUUGCCGCUAAAAAUCCUAAAAUCCCUGUAUCGAAGAUGAUGACCUUAAUGAUGGCUAAGUGGAGAGAAUUCAGCACAAACAACCCACUAAAGGGUUGUGCCACAGCUAAUGCAGCCCUGGCAGCUGCCAGUGUGGCUGCAGUAGUGGAAAACAUGGUGGUUUCUGGAACUGACGGUAAUGCUGAGGCUGCCCCUGCUGCCUCCCCUGCAACUGCUCCUCCUGCUCCUGUCGUUGUUGCUGCUCCAACACCUGCACCACCCCCAGCUCCAGCUCCUCCUCUUCGCAAAGCUAAGACCAAAGAGGGAAAAGGUCCAAAUGCUCGUAAAAGGUCAAAACCUACACCCAAACCUCCUCCUAAGCCAAAACCCAAAAAGGUGGCUCCACUGAAAAUCAAACUAGGCGGCCUCAACAGCAAGAGAAAGCGCUCCUCUAGCGAUGAAGAUGAGCUCGAUGGCGACAGCGACUUCGAGGAUGGAAGUUUCUCUGUGUCCGAUGGCUCUAGCCGCAGCAGCCGUCUUAAGAAGAAGUCAAAAAAUGCAAAAAAGAAGAAGAAAGUGGAGACGGAGGAUGGAGAUGGUUAUGAAACUGACCACCAGGACUACUGUGAGGUGUGCCAGCAGGGAGGAGAGAUCAUUUUGUGUGACACCUGUCCCAGAGCUUAUCACAUGGUGUGUCUGGAUCCUGACAUGGAGAAGGCUCCUGAGGGCAAGUGGAGUUGUCCACACUGUGAGAAGGAGGGGAUCCAGUGGGAGGCAAGAGAUGAUCUGUCUGAGGCUGAAGGGGAGGAUGAUGACGAUAGGAGAGACGAUGGCAUGGAGGAGGAAGAUGACCACCACAUUGAGUUCUGCAGAGUGUGUAAGGAUGGUGGAGAGCUGCUCUGCUGUGACACCUGCCCCUCCUCCUACCACCUCCACUGCCUGAACCCUCCUCUCCCUGAGAUUCCCAACGGAGAAUGGAUCUGCCCCCGCUGCAAGUGUCCUCCAAUGAAAGGAAAGGUGCAGAAGGUUUUAACCUGGCGGUGGGGGGAACCUCCACCCUCCAUGCCUGUCCCCCGGCCUGCUGACCUGCCUGCUGAUGCUCCUGAUCCCCCUCCUCUGGCUGGCCGGCGGGAGAGGGAGUUCUUUGUCAAAUGGUGCAAUAUGUCCUACUGGCACUGCUCCUGGGUGCUGGAACUGCAGCUGGAGCUGAACUGCCAGGUGAUGUUCCGUAACUAUCAGAGGAAGACUGAUAUGGAUGAACCUCCACCUGUGGACUUUGGAGGAGAAGGUGAUGAUGACAAGAGCAGCAAGAGGAAAAACAAAGAUCCUCUGUUUGUCCACAUGGAGGAAGAUUUUGGCCGUUUUGGGGUUAAGCUGGAGUGGCUGAUGAUUCACCGCAUUCUUAACCACAGUGUUGAUAAGAAGAACAACGUUCAUUACUUGAUCAAAUGGAGAGAUCUCCCUUAUGACCAGUCAACCUGGGAAAGUGAAGAUCUGGAUAUUCCAGAGUACGAUACGUACAAACAGAUAUACUGGAAUCACAGAGAGCUGAUGAUGGGUGAGGAGGGAAGACCUGGUAAGAAGCUCAAGAAAACGGUCAAAGUGAAAAAGGCAGAACGGCCUCCUGCUAAUCCAGUUGUAGAUCCCACCAUCAAGUUUGAUCGGCAGCCUGACUAUCUGGACAGUACAGGAGGCACGCUGCAUCCCUACCAGCUGGAGGGGUUGAACUGGCUCAGGUUCUCAUGGGCUCAGGCCACCGACACCAUCCUGGCAGAUGAGAUGGGUCUAGGCAAAACGGUUCAAACAGCUGUAUUCCUUUACUCUUUGUAUAAGGAGGGUCACUCCAAAGGUCCCUUCCUGGUCAGCGCUCCUCUGUCCACCAUCAUAAACUGGGAGAGAGAGUUUGAGAUGUGGGCGCCUGAUAUGUACGUGGUUACUUAUGUGGGAGACAAAGACAGCAGGGCUGUUAUCAGAGAGAAUGAGUUCUCAUUUGAGGGAAAUGCAAUCAGGGGAGGGAAGAAGGCUUCAAAGAUGAAGAAAGAUUCAACAGUGAAGUUCCACGUUCUGCUGACAUCGUAUGAGCUGAUUACCAUUGAUCAGGCUGUGCUGGGCUCCAUUGAAUGGGCCUGCCUGGUUGUUGAUGAGGCUCACAGACUCAAAAACAACCAGUCCAAGUUCUUCAGAGUAUUAAACAACUACUCGCUGCAACACAAGCUCCUGCUGACUGGGACUCCUCUUCAGAACAACCUGGAGGAGCUUUUCCACUUGUUGAACUUCUUAACACCAGAGAGAUUUAACAACCUUGAAGGGUUUCUGGAGGAAUUUGCAGACAUUGCCAAAGAGGACCAGAUCAAGAAGCUCCACGACAUGCUGGGACCACACAUGCUCAGGAGGUUGAAGGCUGAUGUGUUUAAACACAUGCCUUCAAAGACUGAGCUCAUUGUCCGAGUGGAGCUGAGCCCCAUGCAGAAGAAGUACUACAAGUUCAUUCUGACACGCAACUUUGAGGCGUUGAACACUCGAGGAGGUGGAAACCAAGUGUCUCUGCUCAACGUUGUCAUGGACCUUAAAAAGUGCUGCAAUCACCCCUACCUCUUUCCAGGAGCUGCAACAGAAGCUCCCAAACUUCCAAACGGCAUGUAUGAAGGCACUGCCCUGACCAAAGCUUCAGGGAAACUGAUGCUUCUUCACAAGAUGAUGAAGAAGCUGAAAGAGGGAGGCCACAGGGUUCUGAUUUUCUCCCAAAUGACCAAGAUGCUUGACCUGCUGGAGGACUUCCUGGAGAAUGAAGGAUAUAAAUAUGAGAGAAUUGAUGGUGGAGUCACAGGCAACAUGAGACAGGAGGCUAUUGAUCGUUUUAAUGCUCCAGGAGCUCAGCAGUUUGCCUUCCUCCUUUCAACCCGAGCUGGUGGUUUGGGUAUUAAUCUUGCAUCUGCUGACACAGUCAUCAUCUACGACUCAGACUGGAACCCCCACAAUGACAUACAGGCUUUCAGCAGAGCUCACCGUAUUGGCCAAAACAGGAAAGUGAUGAUCUAUCGUUUUGUUACCAAAGCAUCUGUAGAGGAGAGGAUCACACAGGUAGCAAAGAAGAAGAUGAUGCUCACACACCUGGUGGUGCGGCCCGGGCUUGGUUCUAAGACGGGUUCCAUGUCAAAGCAGGAACUAGAUGAUAUUCUCAAGUUUGGAACUGAAGAGCUGUUCAAGGAUGAAGUUGGAGAUGGAGACAACAAAGAGGAUGACAGCAGCGUGAUCCACUAUGACGAUCAGGCAAUUGAGCGUUUGUUGGACAGGAACCAGGAUGCCACAGAGGACACUGAGCUUCAGAGCAUGAACGAAUAUCUCAGCUCUUUUAAAGUGGCCCAGUAUGUGGUAAAAGAUGAAGAUGACGAGGAGGAGGAGGUAGAAAGGGAAGUGAUCAAGCAGGAGGAAAGCGUUGAUCCCGACUACUGGGAGAAACUGCUUCGACACCACUAUGAACAGCAACAGGAAGAUCUAGCCCGCAAUUUGGGCAAAGGCAAACGUACUCGAAAGCCGGUCAACUACAAUGACGGCUCCCAAGAGGACCGAGACUGGCAGGAGGAUCAGUCUGAUAACCAGUCUGAUUACUCGGUGGCGUCAGAGGAGGGAGAUGAGGACUUUGAUGAGCGCUCUGAAGCUAAUAACCGCAGACCAAACCGCAAAGGGUUGAGGAACGACAGAGACAAACCUCUGCCUCCUCUGCUUGCCAGGGUGGGGGGGAAUAUUGAGGUGCUGGGCUUCAAUGCACGGCAGAGGAAAGCUUUCCUCAAUGCAGUUAUGCGUUAUGGGAUGCCUCCUCAGGAUGCCUUUACCAACCAGUGGCUGGUUCGGGACCUGCGAGGGAAGUCUGAGAAAGAAUUUAAGGCAUAUGUGUCUCUGUUUAUGCGUCAUCUUUGUGAACCGGGAGCUGAUGGAGCUGAAACCUUUGCAGAUGGUGUCCCACGCGAGGGUCUGUCAAGGCAACACGUGCUCACUCGCAUUGGAGUGAUGUCACUUAUAAGGAAGAAGGUUCAGGAGUUUGAACAUGUGAAUGGACAAUGGUCAAUGCCCUGGAUGGCAGAGCUGGAGGAGAAUAAGAGAGCGGCAGCUUUGGCUGCAGGUGAAGAUCCCAAAACCCCCUCCACUGGAACACCUGCAGACACGCAACCCAACACUCCUGUCCCAGAGGAUUUGUCUAAAUCAGAAGACAAAGAUGAAAUGAAGAAAGGAGAGGAUGGCAAAGUUGCUAAAAAGGGUGAUGACCCAGAGAUUAUUGAAAUCCCAGAUGAAUCAGAAAAAUCUCCUGCUUCUGAAAAGAAAGAGGACCCUGCAGUCGAGGAGAAAGUAAAACAAGAAGGAGGUGAAGGGAGGGAGAAAGAUGCUGAGAACAUGAGCAAAGAGAAGGAAGAGAAGGCCAAAGCUGCUGCUGAGAGGGAAACCUCUGCCAAUAACAAGGGUGAAGGUUCAGACAGCAGGAUGGAUUCAGAGGAGGACAAGUCAAAAGCUGAAGAUGGCAAAGACGAUAAGAUGGAUACUACUUCACCAACAGAGGAGAAAAAAGAGCAAAAGGAGGAAAAAGACGGAACAAAAACGGAUGAUUCUGGAAAACUGCAGAAUGGCGAGAACGGCAAAGAGGGAGGAACAGCUGCAUCUGCAGUCAACAUCAAUGAGGAGAAGAAGAAGGCCUCCAAGCAGCGGUUCAUGUUUAACAUCGCUGACGGCGGGUUCACAGAGCUUCACUCUCUGUGGCAGAAUGAAGAGAGGGCCGCCACCGUCACCAAGAAGACUUAUGAGAUCUGGCACCGCCGCCACGACUACUGGCUCUUAGCGGGAAUUAUACAACAUGGUUAUGCUCGAUGGCAAGAUGUGCAGAACGAUGUGCGGUUUGCCAUCAUCAACGAGCCCUUUAAAGGGGAGAUGAGCAGAGGGAACUUCCUUGAGAUUAAGAAUAAGUUUCUGGCCCGACGGUUCAAGUUACUGGAGCAGGCGUUAGUGAUUGAGGAACAGCUGCGUAGGGCAGCCUACCUGAACAUGACGGAGGACCCAGCUCACCCCUCCAUGGCACUCAACACUCGCUUCAGCGAAGUUGAGUGUCUUGCAGAGUCCCAUCAGCAUCUCAGCAAAGAGUCCAUGUCUGGAAACAAGCCUGCCAAUGCAGUGCUGCAUAAAGUUCUUAAACAGCUGGAGGAGUUGCUGAGCGACAUGAAAGCCGAUGUCACCCGCCUGCCGGCUACCAUUGCCAGGAUACCCCCCGUUGCCGUACGGCUGCAAAUGUCCGAGAGGAACAUCCUCAGCAGAUUGGCCAGCCGGGGCCCUGGUCACAGCUCAGAACCAAUCCCAGACAUCACAGCAAAUGCAGGUGCCACGCUGACCAAUCCCAACGCACCUUUUCUUUCCUUUUUUGCUCUUUGACUGAUGCCGAGUCACGCUCACCUCACCGCCAUGUAGCAGACGUCCUUUAUUUUAAUCACCAUGUACAGCACGGUCAGGUCUGUCCCCCUUGCUCUGCACCUACAACUUGUCUCCGGAACAUCAGCUGUGCAGUUGGACUUUAUAUGGAAAGGAGUAGAGAUGUUGUUACAUGAUGGAAAAUAAAUCCAAACAUUUCUUCUUCUGGGAUCAGAUUAAUCUCUUCCGUUCUGAGCACUUUUGACAGCUAAAGAUCCACAUUUCCUGACUGCAGGGUUUAAUGUGUGUGUAGUAAUAAACAGAAGGGCAUGAAAUCGGAGCAAAAGCAUCAUGUUUGAAGUUUUCCGGUUCCUUUGUAUUAACUUUUAGAUUGCUGAAGGAUUUUACUUUGUUUAUUUUCACCUAUAGGAACUUGUGAAACUUUUAUCAUUUUUGUUAGAUUCUGUCAGACUAAAAUGUUGUCUCUGCAGUGCUACCAGGAUGGGUGUGUGUGUGUGUGUGUGUGUGUGUGUGGGUGUGUGUGUGUGUGUGUGUAUGAUGGAAGCAUGUUUCACACACAGCAUUUUAAUAUAUCCUACUGCAGAAUGCCUCGUCACUGACAGUCCCUUCCUGUCAUUGAUGCGUGAGUCUGUCGGUUCUUUUACCACCUCUUGUUUCCGUCCUCCCAGCUGCCCCAUCAGGUGAGCUGAUCUGGGACCAGCUCUUUGUCUACAUACCCCAACUAGAACCAUGACAUUCCCAACACAGAUUUGCUCAGCUAUUUCCUAAAAAAAAAAAC
Cyprinodon tularosa is the source of this 7177-nucleotide messenger RNA. RefSeq names its product chromodomain helicase DNA binding protein 4b (gene chd4b). Gene Ontology annotation, cellular component: nucleus; NuRD complex; chromatin. Gene Ontology annotation, biological process: negative regulation of transcription by RNA polymerase II; chromatin remodeling. The record is from RefSeq and is a predicted model, not a curated record. Gene Ontology annotation, molecular function: ATP hydrolysis activity; ATP binding; DNA binding. Lineage: Eukaryota; Metazoa; Chordata; Actinopteri; Cyprinodontiformes; Cyprinodontidae.